Messenger RNA from Fusarium coffeatum, 1680 nucleotides. RefSeq lists its product as uncharacterized. Gene Ontology annotation, molecular function: DNA binding; DNA-binding transcription factor activity, RNA polymerase II-specific; zinc ion binding. Gene Ontology annotation, biological process: regulation of DNA-templated transcription; DNA-templated transcription. The transcript is spliced from 3 exons. The coding region runs from base 1 to 1680 and encodes 559 amino acids. Lineage: Eukaryota; Fungi; Ascomycota; Sordariomycetes; Hypocreales; Nectriaceae. The record is from RefSeq and is a predicted model, not a curated record.
AUGACCCCACCUUCAACCUCUUCCCCUCCAAAACCUCGCCAGAAACUCGCAAGACGAGCAUGCGACUCAUGCAAGGUUCGCAAAAUUCGUUGUUCAGAGACGCCCCCCUGUACAGCAUGCGAGGCGUCGGGGAUAGAGUGCACCUUUAAGCGUGAGCAAGGGACUAGAGGACCGAGGGGACUGCGUCCCAGGACCUUGGACAAGAUUGAGCGGAGACGCCAAGCAGAGGCUUCGAAAAGCAAUACUUCCAGUCCAGACCAGGAUCAAGCUGCUGCUAAGAAGUCCCCGUCCCCUGUUGAUGAGGUAGCGUGUUUGUUGGAGAUUCUAGAGGUCUACUCCGAGAGACUGUACCCCAUCUGGCCCAUCGUCGACGCAACUGAUCUGCGAAACAAGAUCGAGCUGAAUCCUACAGAGGGAGGUGCAGCUAGAUACCUUGCUAAUGCUGUAGCCCUGGCUGCUAUUGCUCAGCUCAAGCUGGACACUGCGUGGCAACCCAGAGUGAAGGACGCGGAAACGAGACUAAGCGAGACACUGGGUCUUUUGGAUGCCUUGCGCAUUUCCUUCUUUCUACAUAUUUACCAUGAAAAUGCCUCCCCUGGGGGAACCAAGUCUCUUGUUUAUUUGCGUGAAGCAAUCACGCAAGCGCAGAUCUUGAGGCUUGAUCGCGAAUCUACGUAUGCUUCCUUGUCUGAAGCCGAUCAACAUGUUUCGCGACGGAUUCUAUGGCUACUGUUUGUCACAGAAAGGGGCGUUGCUCUUCUUCACAAGCUUCCCCCAGUUCUGAAGCCAAACAUUCUAUUCCCCUGGUUCGGAGGAGCCAACGACCGCGCAGAGGUCCUCCCAGCUUUUCUCAAGCUGGUGCAUCUCUUCUGGGUUUUCGAUCAAAGCGGUAUCUUUGAACUUCUUCACAACUUUGACUCAGACUCAGAUCUUCCCAAUAUGGUCUCUGUUGCACAGAACUGCCUCGAGUUACUACAGCAGAAGCUUCUUGACUCGGCUGACAAUGACGAUUGGGGUCCGAUCAAUGAAGUUCAGCGCGCGGAUAUGUUUGUUACGAGACAGUGGAUGCGCGCUGUACUUUGGCGAGCGGCACUUCGGUUUGGGAUUGUUACUCCCAGUAUGAAUCCUGUGGAUAUUGCGAAGGACUUUUUGAGUCUUGUUUCUGAACUUCCGAAGACUGCGCUUGAGUCUCAUGGACCGACGCUGGAAUUCAAGACGUUUGAGAUUGCUACAGCCGUGAUUGACGCAAUGGCAAGCGACGAUUCCAUAACAGAUGACCGCUCUGGUCCAGUUCUACACCAACUACGAGACAUACUAUCCUCCUGUCGAGGAGGUAAUCGGACACUCUUGUCGCUUCUCACGAUGCGAAUGGACGCCAUCUUCAACGCAGGCCGUUUACUUGAGGGAUCAGAGGGUGAUGCAGUUGCCUUUGAGACAAACCCGCAAACUUCGUUUCAAGGUACAGCUGAGAUCUUGACUGCGCAGCAAAACCUUACGAUGCCAACCUACCAGUUCAUGGAGGAUCAGGCCUCUCAAAUUUGUUGGGCGCCGUUGGACCUCGGCUACCUCGUUCGGUCUCCGUCGCCGCUUACUCGCAUGUUGCUGGAGUCUAUGCCCCGCGAUGUUGAUGGGGAGCAAGACCCGCGAGCGGUGCGACAAAUCAUCGAGACAUCUACCUAG